Solenopsis invicta (red fire ant) is the source of this 3595-nucleotide messenger RNA. RefSeq names its product probable phospholipid-transporting ATPase IIB. The coding region runs from base 138 to 3470 and encodes 1110 amino acids. Gene Ontology annotation, biological process: phospholipid translocation; endocytosis; retrograde vesicle-mediated transport, Golgi to endoplasmic reticulum. NCBI's taxonomy places the organism in Eukaryota, Metazoa, Arthropoda, Insecta, Hymenoptera, Formicidae. The record is from RefSeq and is a predicted model, not a curated record. Gene Ontology annotation, molecular function: ATP binding; ATP hydrolysis activity; magnesium ion binding. Gene Ontology annotation, cellular component: plasma membrane; endosome; trans-Golgi network. The transcript is spliced from 12 exons.
CCGCCGUCGUCGCGAGGGUGAGAUCCGACGAGACGGGAGCCGGGCGGUCGCGUAAGAAAGAAAGCUCGUAAAAAAAAAAAAAAAGUACAAAAACGGGGAACGAAAGAGCGCGCCGCCGCCUCGACGCCUCCACCGCCAUGAGGCUGGAGGAGAUGCCGUUGCGGCUGAGCUCCGACGAGCGGGACUUUGAAAUGGACGACGACGAGACCGACUACCUGCUGCAACCGUCCGAGGACAGCAUCAGGCAGCUGACGUCGAGGCGACGGCGCAUCGUCAAUUGCUCCAAGUACCUGAAGAGCUGCCUCUGCGGAUGCUGCACUUGGAUGUGGAGGAGAUGCUGCAGAGAACGUGAAUUGAGAGCUAGAGUUAUCCAUAUUGGGCAGCCUAUGCAUGAAAAGUUUCCCACUAAUGUUAUAAGAAAUCAAAAAUACAAUAUUGUUACUUUUCUGCCUUUGGUCCUCUUUCAGCAGUUCAAAUUCUUCUUGAAUUUAUACUUUCUGCUUAUGGCUAUAUCUCAGUUUAUACCAGAUAUAAGAAUAGGAUACUUAUACACAUAUUGGGGGCCAUUGUGCUUUGUUUUAACUGUGACAAUUUUCCGCGAAGCCGUUGAUGAUUUUAGAAGAUACAAGAGAGACAAGGAAGUCAAUGCACAAAAAUAUUAUAGACUAGUGAAAGGUUUUGAUACGCCAGAAUUAGUACCAAGUUCCAAAUUACGCGUGGGCGACUUGGUUAUAGUAGAGAAAGGUCAGAGAGUACCAGCUGAUUUAGUAUUAUUACGCACAACCGAGAAAUCUGGUGCGUGUUUCGUGCGAACCGAUCAGCUGGAUGGAGAAACGGAUUGGAAAUUAAGAUUAGCAGUGCCUGCAACGCAAAAAUUGGAAAGCAAUUCCCAGUUGUUUGAUAUUAAAGCCAGUUUAUAUGUCGAAAAACCUCAAAAAGAUAUACAUAGCUUUAUCGGCACCUUUUCGAGGUAUGAUGGAUAUAGUAGUGAAGAAAGCUUGGGCGUGGACAAUACAUUAUGGGCCAACACAGCUGUGGCAUCUGGUUCCGCUCUUGGUAUCGUCGUUUACACCGGUCAGGAAACACGAUCUUUGAUGAAUCACUCGGAAAUCCGAUCAAAAGUUGGUUUGCUCGAUCAAGAGAUCAAUCAGUUGACAAAGGUAUUAUUUUGCGCGGUAAUAGGACUCGCGCUUGUAAUGAUGUGCUUGAAAGGAUUCAAUGGACCAUGGUAUCGUUAUAUGUUCCGUUUUGUGUUGCUAUUCUCAUACAUUAUACCGAUCAGCUUGCGAGUAAAUUUGGAUAUGGGCAAAGCAUUUUACGCAUGGUGCAUACAAAGGGAUAAAGAUAUUGCUGGUACGGUCGUGAGAACGACCACUAUUCCGGAAGAACUUGGACGUAUUUCGUAUUUGCUGAGCGACAAGACUGGCACGUUAACACAAAAUAAGAUGGUGUUCAAAAAGUUACAUCUGGGCACUAUAUCUUACGGCCAGGAGACUUUCGACGAGGUAACCUCUGUAUUAAAGACUUACUAUCCAAUCGAAACGGAGCAAUCACCAGUAAAAGCGGCGCCAUCCGCCUACAGUGGAAAAGUCCGAAGAUCCGAGAACACUCGAAUUUACGAUGCUGUACAUGCUUUAGCCUUGUGUCACAACGUAACCCCGGUGUAUGAUGAAGUGAAUAAAUCCACGAAUUUAGACUCGGUGAGCGUGCAAACAGUGGAAACCGGAGAUACAGGCUCUAUCCAGAGUCAAACAGAGGCAGAUCAACAUUACUACCUGCCGGAACAGAAACGUAAUUAUCAAGCCUCGAGCCCGGACGAAGUGGCUCUAGUGAAAUGGACGGAGGAAAUAGGACUGGCUCUGGUUAAGCGGGACCUAACUUCAAUGCAAUUGAAAACUUUGAAUGGUCAAAUAUUGAAUUACACUAUACUACAAAUAUUCCCUUUUACAUCGGAAACUAAGCGAAUGGGAAUAAUCGUGAGAGAGGAAUCCAGCUCCGAGAUUAUAUUCUAUUUAAAAGGUGCCGACGUUGUGAUGUCUGGCAUUGUGCAAUAUAAUGAUUGGCUGGAAGAGGUGUGCGAAAACAUGGCGCGUGAAGGUUUCAGAACGUUAGUCGUGGCAAAGAAAAAUCUUACUGAAGAUCAAUACCUUGAUUUUGAAGCCAGAUACAACGCGGCGAGGAUGAGCGUCAGCGAUCGUGUAUCCAGGGUCGCCGCGGUGGUGGAAAGUUUCGAGAGAGAAAUGGAAUUAUUAUGCGUGACUGGUGUUGAGGACAGGUUGCAAGACCGAGUGAGGCAAGACCGAGUGAGGCCUACCCUGGAACUUCUGAGGAACGCUGGAAUCAAGAUAUGGAUGUUAACUGGUGACAAAUUGGAGACUGCGACUUGCAUAGCAAAAUCCUCGCGGCUCGUGUCGCGCACUCAAGGUCUUCAUGUCUUUAAAUCUGUCGUGACACGCACGGACGCCCAUUUGGAACUGAAUACAUUUCGCAAAAAGCAAGAUUGUGCCUUAGUUAUCAGCGGUGAUUCUUUAGAAGUGUGCCUGCAGUAUUACGAGCAAGAGUUUCUAGAACUCGCUUGCGGCUCACCCGCUGUCGUUUGCUGCCGAUGCUCUCCUACGCAGAAAGCCGAAGUUGUCAGUCUCAUACAAAGACACACUGGCAAGAGAACAGCUGCCGUCGGCGAUGGCGGUAACGAUGUCUCUAUGAUACAAGCCGCAGACGCUGGAAUUGGUCUUGAGGGUCUUGAGGGAAGACAAGCAUCGCUAGCUGCUGAUUUUUCAAUUUCUCAGUUUAGUCAUCUUGCUAAUUUACUAUUAGUCCACGGCAGAAGAAGUUAUAAACGAUCUGCUGCAUUGAGUCAAUUCGUUAUACACCGUGGUCUGAUAAUCUCAACUAUGCAGGCUGUGUUCUCUGCAGUCUUUUAUUUAUCUUCAGUUGCCUUAUAUCAAGGUUUUCUUAUGGUAGGGUACGCUACAAUAUAUACAAUGUUUCCUGUAUUUUCAUUGGUAUUAGACAAGGAUGUAUCAGGAAAGAUAGCGCUCACUUAUCCGGAACUUUAUAAAGAACUUAGUAAAGGCCGUUCGUUGUCAUAUAAAACAUUUUUUAUGUGGGUUUUAAUAAGUAUAUAUCAAGGAGGAGUGAUUAUGUAUGGCGCGCUUAUAAUGUUCGAGGAUGAAUUCAUUCAUAUAGUGGCCAUAAGUUUUUCAGCGCUAGUUUUGACAGAAUUAAUAAUGGUCGCUUUAACAAUUAGGACCUGGCAUCACAUAAUGAUGCUUGCAGAAAUCUUCUCUCUAGCGCUCUACUUAUUAUCGUUGGUCGUCCUAAAGGAUUACUUCGAUGCUGAAUUUAUUAAAACAACAGACUUCUUGUGGAAGGUAUUGGUGAUAACGUUGGUCUCGUGUAUGCCGCUAUACAUCCUAAAAUUUUUGCGGAAGAAAUUUUCGCCUCCUAGCUAUACUAAAUUAUCUUAAAAUCUUAUGCGGAAAUUAAUUCAUCCGCGUAUAGAUGACAAGGGAGGAUAAGACAUCAAACAUCGUAACAUAUUAAGAACACGAAGAAAAGCUGUAUAAAAAUUUCGUUUUCUUCUACAAUAUCC